Molecule: messenger RNA, 702 nt
Organism: Geosmithia morbida
Lineage: Eukaryota; Fungi; Ascomycota; Sordariomycetes; Hypocreales; Bionectriaceae
Exons: 3
Coding region: 1-702 (233 amino acids)
Source: RefSeq, a predicted model, not a curated record
AUGUACUCACCAAUAUUCCUGGCUGCCUUCAUGACGGCACUGGCCUCGGCGCACUCAGUUAUCACUUAUCCAGGCUGGCGAGGGAACAACCUCGUCACUAACGAGACCUUUCCCUAUGGCAUGCAGUGGAUGUAUCCUUGCGGCGGCAUUGGUACCACGACGAACCGUACAUACUGGCCUACCACUGGUGGUGCUGUUGCUUUCCAGCCUGGCUGGUUUCGUGGCCACGCCACCGUUGACGUCUACAUCAAUCUCGGAUUUGGCACUGACGGCCCCGACAAUGGUCCCGUUGACAUGUCCAACCCCAUGCUUCCUGCUGUUCAGGUUCUUGGCCCUACGAAUGGUCCUUACCCCGGAACCAUCUGUUUCCCGCAGGUUCCUCUGCCGAAAGGCGUCGACGUCAAGGCUGGCGACAAGGCCACUAUUCAAGUCGUCGAAUUGGCCGUUCACGGAGCAGCUCUGUUCUCAUGUGUUGAUAUCGAGUUUGCCGAGCCGGGAGACCCCAAGAUCGCUGAGGUCAACGAGACGAACUGCUUCAACUCCACCAGCCUGGGCUUUGCCGACAUCUACACCAUUGCUACCACCAACCCCGCCACGGGCAAGCGUUACGAUGAAAACGAGUCGGCCGCCGACCACACAACCCCGCGACAGUUUGGCUGGGUCGCCAUGCUGAUUGUCGCCGGCCUCUGGGCUUCACUUUAG